This is a messenger RNA of Phytophthora nicotianae INRA-310, 1332 nucleotides long. RefSeq names its product 50S ribosomal protein L27. The coding region runs from base 669 to 1064 and encodes 131 amino acids. NCBI's taxonomy places the organism in Eukaryota, Oomycota, Peronosporomycetes, Peronosporales, Peronosporaceae. Gene Ontology annotation, biological process: translation. The transcript has a single exon. Gene Ontology annotation, cellular component: ribosome; mitochondrial large ribosomal subunit. The record is from RefSeq and is a predicted model, not a curated record. Gene Ontology annotation, molecular function: structural constituent of ribosome.
CAUCCUCCGCCCACUGCAUAGUAAAUACAGCAUAAAGUGUCAGCUUUAGUUAAUUGGGGUACAGUAUACCACGUAGCAGGACGUACUUGGCUGGUUGAUGGUGCCGCGAUGGUUAAUUCCUCCCAUUCGACGCGGCCCUCCGCGUCCAUUGCCGCCUAUGCCGCGGUUUGAAGUCGAUCCUUGGCUGAUGUUGCUGUUAGGACGUGUAGCAGUCGAUGGAUCCUAUUAAUGGCAAAGAAUAGAGACAACCAGAGUCAAAUCUACAGCAGCAAUACACCACGGAAAGCACAAAACCUACCGAGAAGAUCGAUGUCACGCUGUUCAUCAUGCAACACACACCGCAAGACGUCAAUUCAGCUCACUGUCCGGUGUAAUAAGCGCAUUCCGCCACGUACAAGAGUCCUACGAAGUUAACGACGCCCCAGAACAUGUCGGUCACGAUGGACAGACGCCACGGCGAGCGCUUGGCCACUACGUCGCCCCCGCUCACGUACGUCAUGGCAAUCGCUUCUCACUGUGGCAAAUUAUCCGACGCUUCGCGACAUAGAACACUUUCUGUCCCUUAUUAUGUAAAGUUUAAUCCAAUCCGGGACCUCUAGUCAAAAGACCAUCACUCCUGAUUAUCCUGACCUUUGUGUGGUCAAAACGCAAGGACCACAGCGGCAAAAAUGUCGAUGGCAAUGGCUAUGGCGCGCGUCUUCGGAUGCAGCGCUUCGACGACUGCGCGCGUGGGGGCCACGACAGAGGGAGUAUACACGCUGUCGCGCCGCUGGGCCACCAAGAAGGCUGGUGGUUCCACCAAGAACGGCCGCGACUCGGAGUCCAAGCGUCUGGGCGUCAAGAAGUUCGGCGGUCAGAGUGUCUUGGCCGGGAACAUCAUCAUCCGCCAACGCGGCACCAAGUACCACCCAGGAACGGGCGUUGGGCUCGGCAAGGACCACACUAUCUUCGCCACACGCGAUGGCUUCGUGCGCUUCUGGUACAAUGUGCCUAAGAAACGCCAGGAGGUGUCGGUCAAGGCCACGCGCGAGGUGCAGCGCGCAGUGGCGAAGAGCAGCGCGUAGAAGACAAAGAUAUAGGCAGACGAAAGGGUUUAAACAGUGCUGAAAGAUUCUUCGACUGUAUACACAGCAGAAUUUUUUGUAUUCGGGUGAUACAGAUUUAUUGCUGAUGGCGUGGCCAGAGUUCCUGUAACUCGACUGCGUGCUCGAUGAUGACAGGUCGCUCUUGGUCACUGGUGGACGGCGCUGGUACUGGGGCGUACUGAAUGUCAUGAGGAUGGCGAGGGUCGUUGUCGUAGUUUUGCGUGCUUGAGACCAGACGAGCUGAGAG